This is a messenger RNA of Didymodactylos carnosus, 1218 nucleotides long. Lineage: Eukaryota; Metazoa; Rotifera; Eurotatoria; Philodinida; Philodinidae. The record is from the annotation of a GenBank genome assembly.
CCCAUCCCGUUAAAAACACCCGCAAACAAAAACGCCGUUUUUGUGGUCCCAGGGCGCUCCUGUUGUCACCACAAUUCACCACCCACCCCCCAUGCAACCACAAAAACGACUUUUUAGUUUCCGCUUGUUAUAACCUGAAUCUGGUGCGGAUAAUUCAGAUUAUAAUGAAAAGUUCUUAUAUUACCUCGUUCAAACACUUUACUUUUACUCAUCAUGUGUAAAAAUGAAAAAGAACUAUAACAAUCUUUUCACAUGCACUAUUUACUCAUUUUUUUUCUCGUUUCAGUUUCUUGCGUGGAUAUACAUACACAGAAAAUAAAAGACAGAUCUUCGACGUGUGAUUUUCUGUGGUGAUGAAAUAUGUCACAAAUAUCAUAUGCUAGAAUUUUAGUUCUUCUAGCUAUUGUUAUCGGUCUUCUAUGUAGUCUACAAUUGUUUUACGAUGUAUCAAUUACCAGUGUCUUCUCUAAAGUAUCAUACGAUAUUGUUCGUUCAUUCAGCCCUCUUAAUUGUCAACUAUCAUUGUAUGAAAGUGAUCAAUAUUUUUGUGAAUCUGAUACAGAUUGGAAUAAACGAAAAAGAGUUUAUAAUAUGCAAAAUAAACGUAAUUUACUAAAAAUGGAACAUUCUAUAUUUUUUUGUAACAAAUUGGGAAUCUAAUUUCCAGUGUACAUUUGAACGUCGAUUAGGAAACAUUGGAGAUGGUGGCAAAUGGGUAUAAUCUUAAAAAAACGAAAAAGGAGGAUAAAUUUUUCUAGUUUUUUUUUCUCCGUUUAGGUCUGUGACCCAUUUCGUUUAGAGAACAAAAAAUCAUGUUUAGUUUAUAGUGCAGAUAGUGACGGUGACUUUUCAUUUGAAGAAGAUUUGAAAUUAUUGGCACCUAAUUGUGAAAUUUAUACGUUUGAUUACAGUUUAUAUAAAUGUCCAAUAAAUAUUUGUACUUAUCAUCAAGCUCUAAUUGGAAAGGAAAUUUAUGGAACAAAAACAAUUGCCAUGUUAAUGAAAGAGUUAAAUCAUCAAGAACGUGAAUUAGAUAUUUUAAAAAUGGAUAUUGAAGGAGAUGAAUAUUCGCUUUUUGAGCAUAUGUUUAAUCCAAAUAGUACAAAUAAAGUCUAUCCUCGUCAAAUAUUAUUUGAAAUUCAUAUUGAUCAAAGAGAGACUAAUAUUACUCAUCAACUAUUUGAUUACUUAAGAAUAAACAAUUCAUUUAUUACCUAA